Messenger RNA from Microsporum canis CBS 113480, 3852 nucleotides. RefSeq names its product multidrug resistance protein. Gene Ontology annotation, biological process: transmembrane transport. The transcript has 9 exons. NCBI's taxonomy places the organism in Eukaryota, Fungi, Ascomycota, Eurotiomycetes, Onygenales, Arthrodermataceae. Gene Ontology annotation, molecular function: ATP hydrolysis activity; ATP binding; ABC-type transporter activity. The coding region runs from base 1 to 3852 and encodes 1283 amino acids. The record is from RefSeq and is a predicted model, not a curated record. Gene Ontology annotation, cellular component: membrane.
AUGGGUGCUGAUGAAGCGAGGCCGGUCCCGCGGGAUGAGACCGCCGCGCCUACAGAAGUUGGCUCUAUGACCGAAGAGACUCAGAAGAAGCAGGCUGACGGGAUAGUUGAUAUCCCUAACGCAGAGCACAAGAAGGAUGAGCCCCAGCAGGGCUUCGGCGCUUAUGUGAAAUUAUGGGCUUGGUGCGAGCCAAUAGAUGUAGUUCUUCGCAUCUGUGGAUUCAUUGCUGCCGUUGCCUCCGGGACUACGCUCCCGCUCAUGACCAUCGUCUUCGGCAAGUUUGUGGACGUCUUCAACGACUUUGGCGUGGGAAAGAUUGAUGGCGCCGACUUUAGAGGCCGGAUAUCAAAGAACGCGCUAUGGUUUGUUUAUCUCUUCGUUGCAAAGUUCGCCCUCGUCUACAUCCAUACCAUAUGUUUCAACAUCACUGCCAUAAGGAGUGUCCGGAAGCUGCGUCUGCACUAUAUCAAGGCCAUCCUCCGUCAGGAGAUGGCGUACUUUGAUACCUAUACACCCGGCUCUGUUGCAACUCGCAUUUCAAACAAUGCAAAUCUCAUCCAGACCGGCAUGUCUGAGAAGGUAGGCACCUGCUGCCAGGGUGUUGCCAUGUUGAUUGCUGCCUUUGUUGUUGCAUUUACUCAGAACUGGAGGUUAACUCUUCCCGUUGCCACAUCUAUACCCACUGCUGUCACCCUGGUUGGCAUCACUGUCGCCUUGGAUGCUAAACUUGAAGCCAAGAUACUCGACAUCUACUCCAAGGCCGGCGGCCUGGUAGAGGAGACGCUGGGAAGUAUCCGUGUCGUCGUUGCUUUUGGGGCUGGAGACCGUCUACGUAAGAAGUAUGAUGACCAUCUCGAAGCUGCCAAGGGUUUCGGUGUCAAGAAGGGUCCCGUUCUCGGAGUACAGUACAGCUCAGAGUUCUUCAUCAUGUACUGUGCCUAUGCCUUGGCAUUUUGGUACGGUAUCAAGCUCUUGCUUCAGGGCAAGAUAGGUAGUGGAGGAGAGAUCCUCACCGUCUUAUUUUCUAUCGUCAUUGGCACCUCAUCUCUCACAAUGAUAGCACCCACCCUAGGAGAGUUCACCAAGGCUGGCGCAGCUGCCAAUGAUGUUCUUAGCAUGAUUGAGAGGACGCCCGAAAUCGACUCACUGGGCACUGAAGGUCAAAAGCCGGAUACCGUGAAUGGUGAUUUGGAAGUAUCAGAUGUGGUUUUCUCCUACCCUGCUCGCCCUACCAUAAAAGUAUUGGAUGGAGUCUCGCUGAAGAUACCGGCUCGGAAAGUGACUGCCCUUGUUGGCGCUAGUGGUAGCGGAAAGAGCACGAUCAUCGGGCUUCUUGAAAGGUGGUAUGACCCCGCCAGCGGUUCUGUCACCUUGGACGGCACCGAGCUCAAGGAUCUGAAUGUCAAGUGGCUCAGAAGUCAGAUAGGGCUCGUUCAACAGGAACCUGUGCUGUUCAACGACACUAUCUACACGAAUGUGCUCUAUGGAUUACCACCGGAGGAAAUUGCUAAGAUGGACGAGGAGAAAAAGAGAGAACUUGUCAGGCAGGCUUGCGUCGAGUCUAACGCAGACGACUUCAUCCAGGAAUUCCCACGUGGCUACGAUACCGUUGUUGGUGAAAGAGGCAGUCUUCUUAGCGGUGGCCAAAGACAGAGAGUUGCCAUUGCGCGCAGUAUCAUCUCUAACCCACCUAUCCUCCUGCUUGACGAGGCUACCUCCGCUCUUGAUCCUACUGCUGAAGCUAUUGUUCAGGCCGCUCUCGACAGAGUCUCUAGAACCAGGACUACAGUUUUAAUUGCCCACAAGUUAUCAACCGUCAAGAAAGCAGAUAAUAUCGUUGUUAUGAACAAGGGACAGGUCAUUGAACAAGGAACCCACGAGUCGCUCCUGGAUGCGAGAGGACAGUACUGGAACCUGGUGAACGCUCAAAGCCUUUCUCUAACAAAUGAUGAUUCUGCCUCUGAAACGGACAAGGAGACUGACGAACCGACCGAAGUCCUGGAGAAACAUGUCACCACCAAAUCGGCUCGUAGCAACAUCCCCAAUGAAGUUGCGGUGGAAUCGGAGGAUGUAUCGCGAAAAUACUCACUGUUCAAAUGUCUCCUGAUAAUCUUCUAUGAGCAACGAAGGCACUGGGUAUUCUUCCUCUUGGGAGGCAUUGCUUCCAUCGUCAGCGGUGGUGCAUUCCCUGCCCAAGCAGUUCUGUUCUCAAGGAUCGUGACCACAUUUCAACUGCCGAGGGAUGAGUUAAAAGGCCAAGGAGAUUUCUGGUCUCUCAUGUUCUUUGUCCUUGCACUGUGCAUCCUUUUCACUUACGCAUCUAUCGGCUUCUUCUUGACGGUUGCUGCCUUCCGUUCCUCCAAGUUCUACCGAAGCGAAUACUUCAAGGCAAUGAUUUCACAGGACAUCGAAUUUUUCGACAAGCCAGAUAAUUCCUCCGGCAGUCUUACAGCACGUCUAUCUACCGACCCACAACACCUUCAGGAUCUCCUCUCGUCCAAUAUCGGAUUGAUCCUAAUCGUCAUCGUCAGUCUUUUCGCUGUUAGCAUCUUGGCUCUUGCUACCGGGUGGAAAUUAGCCCUUGUCUCCCUCUUCGGCUGUCUUCCUCCUCUUUUCUCAGCUGGUUUCAUCCGAAUGAGGAUGGAGAUACAGGCCCAGGAUAAGAACGCUAAACUGUAUCUGGAGAGUGCUCGAUUUGCAUCUGAGGCAGUGAACUCUAUCCGAACAGUUUCGUCCUUGACACUAGAAUCUACGGUGUACAACAAUUACGGCGACAGACUCAAGGGCCCGGUGGCCAGAUCACUCAAGUACACUGCCAUUGCGAUGAUAUUUUUCGGCUUCUCAGAUAGUAUAGACACUGCUGCUAUGGCACUGGCGUUCUGGUAUGGUGGUAGAUUGAUGUCAUAUGGAGAAUAUACGGCUCAGCAGUUCUUUGUGAUUUUUAUUGCCAUUAUCUUUGGAGGACAAGCAGCCGGAUUCAUCUUCGGCUUCACUAUGAAUACGACCAAGGCGCAUGCAGCAGCAAAUCAAAUUUUACAUCUUCGAAACCAGGUUGCUCCCAUCAAUGGUUCAACCGGCGAGCAGCCUGCGUCCGGCGAUGAUACCGAUGUGGCAGUAGAAUUUAGGGAUGUAUCAUUCAGCUACCCUACCCGCCCUGAUCAGCCUGUCCUUCGCAAAAUCAACCUGAAAAUUCGCCGGGGCCAGAACAUUGGUCUUGUUGGACCAUCUGGAUGCGGGAAGACAACCAUGAUUGCCCUUCUUGAACGUUUCUACGACGUCACUUCUGGGGAUAUUUUGAUCAAUGGCAAACCUUUAACCAAUAUCGACGUGACCGAGUAUCGUGAAACAGCCAGUCUCGUGUCUCAGGAGACAACACUUUACCAAGGCACAAUUCGUGAAAACAUCCUGCUCGGCGUGACCCGUGAUGUUCCUGAUGAAGAGAUCCACCAAGCUUGCAAGAACGCAAACAUCCACGACUUCAUCAUCUCUUUACCUGAAGGUUACAAUACCGAAGCUGGCUCCCGCGGCCUUUCGUUCAGUGGAGGGCAAAGACAGCGUCUUGCAACUGCAAGGGCCUUACUUCGAAACCCAGACUUCCUCUUCCUCGACGAAGCAACAAGUGCACUCGAUACAGAGAGCGAACGUGUCGUCCAGGCUGCCCUCGAACAUGCCAAAAGAGGCAGAACCACUAUUGCUGUUGCCCAUAGACUUAGCACCGUCCAAGAUUGUGAUGCGAUUUUCGUGCUUGAAGCCGGCAAAAUCGUCGAACAAGGAACCCAUCAAGACCUAUUAAAGAUGAAAGGCCGAUAUUUUGAAAUGUGCAAGGCACAGAGCCUAGAUCGCGAAGCGUGA